CCAGCCGACAUUAAAAUCAAGAAGAAGAAAUUCCAAGAUGGCGGCCUCCACGGCAUCGCGUGAACUCUUCACGGAGGGAGUUCGGGCGGUUCUUCAGACGUGGCCGGUUCUACAGAUCGCCGUGGACAACGGCUUUGGAGGCGUUUACGGCCAGCAGAAAGCUGAUUGGAUGGUGGAUGUCAUUCAGCAGUAUUUCCAUGACAACGCUGACCUGCAGCAGUAUGAGGUUGAGGAUUUCCUGUCUCAGCUGAUGGAUCAGGAGUUUGAUACGGUGGUGGAGGACGGGAGCUUACCUCAGGUGUCACAGCGUCUGCUGCAGCUGUUCUCCCUCUGGCAGCAGGGGGCGCUGGAGCAGCUCCGCAGCGCCGUCCACACACUGACUCAGAGCAAGACACCGAGGGCAAAGGUCACGGCUCCGCCCGCGCAGUCGGAUGAUGAGGAGAGCGACGGCGAAACGCAGAGCAUGGAGUGUGAGGAGUCCCGCCCGUCCCUCAGCACCAUACGUCCUCCUCCUCAGGACGAAGAGGACGGCUGGACCGUGGUCCGGAGGAAGAAGUGACGAGCAGAACCAGAACUCAGAACCAGAACUUUACAAACCGGACUUGAACUGGACUUUGCUGUGGAGCCGCCAUGUUGGGGGCGGAGCCUCCAGGAAGGCACUUCCAACUCCAGAUGAUCCGGUUCUGAUGGACUAGUUGGAUAACUAUCUUCAUUUAUUCAGAACAUUAAAAUGGGUCAAAUUAAACAGAACCAAUCAAUUAAAAAAUAUAAAACCAUUAAAAGUCUUUUCAGUUCUGGUUCUGCUCUCAGGUCCAGCAGAACCAGAAGCAGGUGGAAACUUUCAGGAUGACGGAUCCGAUCUGAUCCAGUACCGUUACAGAACCACAUGCUAGCAUAUUAAACUGGACCCGGAUUCCCUGGUUCUGUGCUGCUUUAGGUAAAAUUCUGACUGGUUCUGGACGUUUCAGUUCUUUGAAGCUAAAAAUAUUAAAUAUUUUUAUUAUUAAUGCCACCAUGCCAGUUAGCAUUAGCUGAUGGACCUUCAGGUGCUAAUUAACCUUAGCUGCAAUUAGGAGCUAAUGAUGCUAAUUAGCUGCUGAAGCUUCUUCAGAUGUUCUGGAAUAUUUUCACUAAAAUCAUGAAGUCGUUUUUCGUGGAGUUGUUUACAAUAACGGCUUUUAUUCUGAAAGGUAAGUUUAUGAUGUCAUGAAUAAUGAAUAAGUGCUGCUGGACAUUUUGUUGGUAUUUAACCCCCUGCGGUCUGUAUUCAGAGCAGAAUUUAAAUGAAAGAUAUGAAAACGUCU
Messenger RNA from Poecilia latipinna (sailfin molly), 1304 nucleotides. RefSeq names its product TSR2 ribosome maturation factor (gene tsr2). The transcript has 5 exons. The record is from RefSeq and is a predicted model, not a curated record. Lineage: Eukaryota; Metazoa; Chordata; Actinopteri; Cyprinodontiformes; Poeciliidae. The coding region runs from base 38 to 559 and encodes 173 amino acids.